Molecule: messenger RNA, 2975 nt
Organism: Portunus trituberculatus (swimming crab)
Lineage: Eukaryota; Metazoa; Arthropoda; Malacostraca; Decapoda; Portunidae
Gene: Phm
Product: peptidylglycine alpha-hydroxylating monooxygenase-like
Exons: 9
Coding region: 16-1140 (374 amino acids)
Biological process (GO): peptide metabolic process
Cellular component (GO): extracellular region; membrane
Molecular function (GO): copper ion binding; oxidoreductase activity, acting on paired donors, with incorporation or reduction of molecular oxygen, reduced ascorbate as one donor, and incorporation of one atom of oxygen
Source: RefSeq, a predicted model, not a curated record
GCGCGUCAGGUGAAGAUGGGGCGGGAGGGCUCCGGGUGGGCCGCACCAGCGGCGCCAAGCGGCACCCAGCUGCCACCACCAGUUGAAGACAAGAUGGUGUGGCGUGCAGACAUACUAGUCCUCAUCGCGGGACUUGCGAUCUCCGCCGGUACUGCGGAGAAUUUAAAGAAGUUUCCAGUACUGAUGCCUCAUGUAAAGCCUGAGCGGGCCGAGACGUACUUCUGCACACCUAUAAGGAUCGACCCCAGCCAGGAAUACUACGUCACGGCCUUCCAACCCAAUGCCACCAGGGAAACUGCCCACCACAUGCUACUCUACGGCUGUGAGACGCCGGGAUCUAAGGAGGAAGUCUGGAACUGCGGCGAGAUGGCCCUGGCGCAGCCUGGCAUUGACUCCGCCCCAGUCUGCAAAACGGGUUCGCAAGUGAUCUAUGCGUGGGCUCUGGACGCGCCCCGGCUGGUGCUGCCUGAGGGUGUGGCCUUCAGGGUUGGGGGGAAGUCUUCCAUUCAGUACAUGGUCCUGCAGGUCCACUACGCCUCUGUCGAGAAGUUCAAAGAUGGCAGCACUGAUGACUCCGGAGUGUUUUUGUACUACACCGAAGAGCCGCAGCCUAAGUCAGCUGGAGUGUUGCUGCUCGGAACAGGCGGCCGCAUCAACCCCAACAGCGUGGAAUACAUGGAAACCGCGUGCACCAUUAAUGAGAACAAGGUCAUCCACCCCUUCGCCUUCCGCACUCACACCCACGCCCUCGGCCGCGUGGUAUCCGGGUACAAAGUGACGCGCCAAGGCUUCAAUGUCCGCUGGCAGCUCAUCGGCAAGAAAGACCCACAGCUGCCCCAGAUGUUCUACCCUGUGGCUGAGGACAUGGUGAUCCGUAAAGGCGACACUGUGGCCGCUCGUUGCACCAUGGAGAGCAAGAGGGAUCGCAUCACCAGAAUUGGAUCUGUCAACGGUGAUGAAAUGUGCAACUUCUACAUCAUGUACUGGACAAUGUCUCCUGAGGCUUUGGAACUGAAGUAUUGCUUUAGCCUCGGCCCGCCCCUCUACCGCUGGCAGCACCAGUUCAACAUGCUGCCGCUGGACGCCUCAACUCUGCCCGCCGACUCACCUCGCCCUCGUCACCAUCAUCGUCACUUCUAGGUGUUAUUCUGCCCCAGUUUAACCCAAACACUCCCUCUCAAACUUCUUCCAAACACUGUACCGCUCCAGACUCCAUAAGCGAGCUUCAUGAUCCUUCAGUCACCACCAGUACGACAGAAAUUACCGAUUUCACUGUCCUUUCCUAUACGAGUACUGUAUAUCAAGUAAUGUGCAUUUUCCUCUGUGUAGUUAUGGAAAAGAAAGCAGAAAGUGAUGUGAUGUUAAUGAGUUGGAUGGUUUCUCAGUAAUUUGCUGAGUUGUCACUAGUGCAGAAAGGCUUUAAGCAUAAUACUUGUUAUGCCUUCCUGUACACCAUUCUGUUCUCCUAAAGCCUUCCUCUCCUCACCCAGCCACUAUCCUCUGUAACAUUAGUGUGUUCACCUCGAGGCUGUUGACGGGUGAGGCUCAGGUUAAGACAGGAAGGCGCAGCGUGAAUCCUACGCGUGGUAGAGUUUAAUCCCAGCUGUUGCUGCUGCCGCUGCUACUGCUGCUGCUGCUGCUGCUGCUGCUGCUAUUGCUGCUGUUGUUGUUGCUGCUACAUCACAGUCAAAGAAGGCCUAAUUAUUAAAUGUGAUGGGAAAGUUUCCGGGUCUUCAAAGUAUUAUUAGAAUUAGUUAAAAGAUGUCAUAUAUUUUAUCACCCAAUAUUAUAUUACUACUUAGAACUACGUACUAUUCCUUAAUACAAAAUCUUCAGUAUGUAUAUAUAUAUAUAUAUAUAUAUAUAUAUAUAUAUAUAUAUAUAUAUAUAUAUAUAUAUAUAUAUAUAUAUAUAUAUAUAUAUAUAUGAAAUGUGUGCCGAGAUGUGUUGGUAGAGGGGGUGACUUAGACAUGUCAAGGUACAGCGCGGCGGCAUUGGUUUUGAUAGCGAUGACGUGCGGGUUAGGGCGGGGCGGCGCCCAAAACCCAACGCACCACCAUGGCUGUACAGGAGUCGCACGUUGUCUCGUCCCUGACUCACACAUUUCCCGACAAACGUAUUUUUGUUAUGGUAGAACAUGUGUGUUUCUCAGUGAGACAACUAAAGGAUGAAGAAAAUACGACGAGCACUGGUAUGUAGAUUUUCUUUCACAUACAUAUUUAUCUGAAGUUGAAUUAAUAAAAUCUAUUUAUUGAAAAUUGUUUUUCAUUAAUAACAGCAAAAUGAUAAGACUCGGUUUUCAGUUUGGUUUACGGCAAAAAAAAUCUUAUUUCAUAAAUCCUUGAUAGUCUCUCGAGAACAAAAUAAAUGAUUAAAUGAUCAGCAUGUUGAAUCCACAAAGCCAUCGUUCCAAUGGCAGGACUCUGACAACACAACAAGCAUUUGACAACAUCAGUUGUUCAGCGAGAAUAAUAAUCCAAUAAGUGAAAGUCAAGCAAAGACAAAAGGGCUCCAGCCAUUACAAAUGAAUGGAAUACAUGGCCGGUUACCGCGGAGUACUACGUUAGCACCGGCCAUUACAAGGAGCACAGUAAAUCACAAACCUGCAAGACUCUUCAUCAUGUAACAAUAAUAUACAACAUCAAAUACAACACAAAUGUUAUAAUGCAAAGUAAGCACGCACAAAAUAUCUCUUAUAAAUGGUCAUGAAGCUUGCUGAUAUAUUCGUAUAAAACUGACAGUUUUGUUGUAGUCAUAGAGAAUGAUUUUCUUCAAUGUACGUAUGCUCUCUCCAAUAAACAGUAAAACAGACCAUCAUGACGUAAUUCAGGAAAGGUUCAUCAUUUUAGCCAUUUGGAAUGUUAAGGAAACAGCGUUGUUCAUCGUCAGUAAUUCAAACAGAGAGAGAGAGAGAGAGAGAGAGAGAGAGAGAGAGAGAGAGAGAGAGAGAGAGAGAGAUUAAGCUAACUGGCCGC